GACACUUUCUACGGACACGAAGACACCAGCAAGCUCUGUGCACGAUUCGUUAGCCAUACGUUUAAUUGCCCUGAGAUCCUUCCACCUCUGCCAACAUCUAGCUCGCCUUCUGCACCUCACUUCGUCGCUUAUGCCCUUCACCGCACACGGUUGCACCCCUCUGUUGUUUUCACAGCCCUCGCGCUGCUUCACAGGCUGAAGUCUCGAUUCCCUGCCGCUCGCGGCAGUUCAGGACAUCGCCUCUUCCUUGCAGCCUACAUGCUCGCCUCCAAGGUCGUCUGUGACGACACGUACAGCAACAAGUCGUGGGCCGUUGUCGGCCAAGGCAUGUUCGCUCUCCGUGAGAUCAACCAGAUGGAACGGGAAAUGCUAGGCUAUCUGGAGUGGAGUCUGAACGUCCCAGGAGAGGACCUUGCGAAAUUCGAACGAGAGGUAAGGAGGAUAUAUGGU
This is a messenger RNA of Fomitiporia mediterranea MF3/22, 450 nucleotides long. RefSeq lists its product as uncharacterized. Gene Ontology annotation, biological process: regulation of cyclin-dependent protein serine/threonine kinase activity. Lineage: Eukaryota; Fungi; Basidiomycota; Agaricomycetes; Hymenochaetales; Hymenochaetaceae. Gene Ontology annotation, cellular component: nucleus; cyclin-dependent protein kinase holoenzyme complex. The annotation marks the transcript as partial. Gene Ontology annotation, molecular function: cyclin-dependent protein serine/threonine kinase regulator activity; protein kinase binding. The transcript is spliced from 2 exons. The record is from RefSeq and is a predicted model, not a curated record.